AUGUUUGUAGUCGACUUACGGAGGUGUCGACUCGAUACUGACGACCGUCCUUUUCCUGGUGCACAGCUCGUCCCCGAUGCAAUUGCAAGCCCGCGGAACAUAAAAUCCCCCGGUCGCCCCGAACCGGGUACCCCGACCCCGCCCCCGAACUCCGCUCUGACCUCUCCCCCCCCGGCUCCCAGCGCUCUUGCCUUUGCCCCACGCCAACAGAAACGGCUCCCCGACUCUGCCCCACGCUCCGCUUUUGCCUCUCCCCGGACCACCAAACCGGCUCUCCAAAACCCCCCAACACCGCUCUGGCCUUUCCCCCGGUCACAAGAACGGGCACCCCGCCCCCACCCCCAACGACCGCUCAUUGCCCCCAGCCUCGACCGCCGCUGUGGCCUCUCUCGCGAGCAAUCGAACCGGCUCUUGGACCCAGACCCCAACCAACCGUUGGCCUCUCUCCCCGGUAACCAGGUCCAACUCCCUGGUCCCGCCCCCGAUUGCCGCUCGACCUCUCCCCCGGUUGCAAGAACCGGGUACCCUGAUCCUGUGCCCGACCGCGCCCUGGCAUCUCACCCCAGUCCCAACAACCCCGCGGGUCCCCGCCCCUGGCUCCCCGACCUCGCCGCCGACAACCGCUCUGGUCCCGCCCCCCUUACCGCCGUUGUUCUCCACCACCUGCGCGCCGCCAACGACGGCGCCGUCAUCGACGCCAUCGUCUACCUCAGCCGCCAAGUCUGCGGACACGUCAGCGAGGUGGGAAGUGACAAUAUCGAAGGGCUGGAGCCACCGGCAACGCAAAUUUACCAGCUGGAGCGCUACGUCCGCAAGGCCACCGCCGUGCAUAAGGUUGUACUUAUACAAAUCGCGUCAGCGGCGUCGGCCUAA
Messenger RNA from Klebsormidium nitens, 873 nucleotides. The record is from the annotation of a GenBank genome assembly. NCBI's taxonomy places the organism in Eukaryota, Viridiplantae, Streptophyta, Klebsormidiophyceae, Klebsormidiales, Klebsormidiaceae.